AGAUAAGGUGUGUCUGCGUCUCUCUCCCCCCCUCCGUCUUACUCCCAUGUUAUCUAGUGAGUUGGUACGAGUAUAUCUCCCUUUGCCUCCCUACCUAGUAGUAGGUCGAACCCCCACUCGAACAUACCGCCGUCAUCCAUGCCUCUAUCUCUUUCCUCUCUCGCGCCGCCACUUGCCAUGCGAGACCGUUCCCGCUCCACACCCAUUCACGCGACCUGAACGUUCCCAAUUUGAGCCAAAUAAGACGCCAGGAUUCCCCAUCCUUCGAUCUAUCCCGUCCUCUUCCCCGGUUUCAUCUCCUGUAGAGUAAGCAUCGCAGCUGCUUUUUGUUCCUGACAUCCCUUUUGGUUGCUGCUAAUCAUGACUACUGCCCACUUUCCACGUGUUUGCUCCAAAACCCCUGCUCUCCUGGCCGGAUGCUCUCCGAUAAGACUAUGGCUCACUUGCUAGCCACCGACUCAAAACCUCGCGUUGACCAUCUUCCUAUCGUCCUGCUCACGAGGGCGAAUCAUCUGAACCAUGUCGUUGUGGACGGAUGAGCGUGUGGACGAAACGGUCACCUCCGCAUAUGUCCAUUCUCAUCUGCGCGCAGAUGAACAGGAAUAUCUUCAGCGGCCGUUGUAUUUUGGAGGGGAUCUGACCGACGAUACCUACUUGGACUGGAUCCUCACCAGAGCGAAACGCUUCUUCCUCAUCCUGGUUGCCACUGGUGUGCCCGAUCAAAUCUUUGGCAUCAUCGAUGACUCGUACGAUGAUGAAGAUCUACCCAUCAUUGAGCAAGCCGUCCCCGACCUCCGACUGUCCUAUGAACCGGACAGGUCCUUGGACCGACGUUUCUACAAGAACCAGUUCCGGUUUCUGACGCGCAUUGUGGGGGAAGGAGAGCAUAUCCGUUAUGCCGAUGAAGAGACAGUCCCGGUCGUCCCUCUCAGUUUGAAAUCCGUCGUUCUUUCGUUCAGCCACGAAGGCACCGACCGAGUUCGGUUACCGUCCGACAAUCAAAGGGUUUUCAUUCGCCGCCGUAUCAUCCUCGAGGCUCCGCUGACGGAGGAGGACAUUCUGAAUGAAAUCGCCGCGAGCAGGAGACUAUGUCACCAACAUAUCGUGUCAGUCUUUGGCUCCUAUCUCCACCAAGGGGCGUUCAAUGUCAUCUCAGCGCCUGCGGCCGAAUGGACUCUGAAGACGUUUCUCACCGAUACUCCCAAAAGUUUUGGUGCUCUCCCAAAGCCUCGGCGACGACAAAUUCUGAUCAAUUGGCCACACUGCCUUGCCAGCGCUUUAGCCUGGCUACACGAGAACGGCGAAUUUCAUGGGGGCAUUCGCCCCUCCAAUAUCCAGGUUGACGACUCCUUCUGCAUCUCUUUAGGCCUCCUGGACGGAGACGGGUUGCUUCGCCACAGGCCUCGCCACGACGACAUCGAGGCCUAUCAGUACGGCCCGCCAGAGCGAUGGAAGCGAGCGGUAACAGUGCAAAGCACUGGCUCUGCCGCCCUCUCGCUUCCCUCUGGCGGAAGGUCUGGCCGGAAGGUGGGUGGUAACUCGAGGUUGAACUCUGAUGGCAAGAAUACCGCAAGAAGCAGGUCGGCAUCGUCCGGAGCAACUUAUACAUUUCAACCUACUUCAAGAGGGGGGUAUGCAAGGCUUCGCUUGAGCGCAGCGAUGAAUCUUGACGCGCCACCCCAGCCUGGUGGCCGUGUUAGGGACGUUGGGUCGCCGACCGACAACAGAUCCGUAUUAACCCAAGAUAAGGCACGACCCGGCUUUGACCCGAUCGUCCCGGGAAGGGCGCCAUCCAUUCUAUCGUCUACUAGUUCCAAUGGCAAGAAUGCUCCCUCCCUCAACAACCCUAUUUUUGUCGCGGCGCCGGAGGGCCGAAGUGCUGUCGUUCAGACUUGGCAGUCUGUGGAGCAGGACAUGUUUGCGUCAGAUGUUUUUUCACUCGGGGCUGUGAUAAUGGACGUCCUGAAUCUUCUCUGCAAACGUAGCUAUGGCUCAUUUUCACGACAUCGAUCUUCCAAAAAUCGGAUGGCUGGCCGUGGUGGUGGUUUGGCGGACGCGAGCUUCCACGCCAACCUUGGUCAGGUCUUCUUAUGGGCGCAGAGUCUCCAGAAUGAAGCCGAAAAGAAGGCAAAAAAGAACGAAGGCCAGGUCUAUCAUGCCGUCGGCCCUGUCGUGCAGCUCAUUCUUCAGUGUCUCGAGCGCGAUCCCCUCGCACGGCUGACUAGCGGUCAGCUCGAGCACAAAUUAGGCGACCUUAUCCGUCGCUUUGCUGGUGUCGAUAGACUCCACUGUGCAGCUCAACAGAAAACUGAGAGCAAGGAGACGAGUAGAAACAUUCCAAUUCGGGAGAGGAAAGUGCCGGAGCGAGGACCAGAGAGCCACAGUUCAGGAGACAACCUCCGUCAGGAAUCUCGAAAUGCACGCUCCAUCACAAGAGACCAAAGACAGCAGCGAGAACAGAACAUUCUUCUGGAUGCUCCAAUGGUUCACUCGCCUGUCAGCCACACACCUCCCAGCAUAACCACGACACCGGGAGCAACGUCCGUCAGUUCGCUUUUAUCCUUCAAUUUCGACGGCGUCUCCGACACGGUUGUGGCUGAUAGUCCGCGCUCCCGUGAUCAUUCCCUCCACCGAAAUGGUCGUCGCGCGGAGGCAGCUGCCCCUCCGAAUCUGAUACCUUGGUCCAAUGAGCUGGACACACCCAGGCAAAAGCACUGGAAUAAUUGGCACAACAAUGACAGUCAGGUGGACCCCAGACUGUCGUUUGGUGAGUCGAUCGAGACAGGUGCAUUCACCUACUUGAACUAUAGCACGAGCGCGUCGUCAGAUGAAGGUGUGAAGUACUUUCCUCGACCACCUUCUGAUCCACCAGCGAAACCACCCCCGAACCGAGAGUUGCCUCCAGUGCCAUCCUUGCCGACAGGGUCUCGAUCUUUGAAGCCAAAGCAACACGCAGCCGCUGUCAAGACAUCCAGUCAGGAUGUUGCCGUGCUCAAUCAUUUAUCUUCUGCUGCUACCGGCGGGCGUCCACUGCGAGUUGACAGUCUUCCAAAGACAUUGGACCAUGAUGAUGACGGUUUCCACGACAAGAUUCGACAGAUGAGGCAUCCACACCCAGCGAAAGCGUAUAGUCGGUCAAGGCAAGACCAGUUCUCUGUGCGAAGAGGUGUAUAACGACCACGUGCAUGAAAAACAUGGUUACGAAGGACUGUCCAGUGUGACCAGAGGUUGAAUAGCCUCCGUUGGCAUCUAUCAACUCGGUCUCUUAUGAUUACUGUGGGCGUUGUUACGAUUCCGUGACGCAUAUGCCACGAACCAAGCGCUGAACGAUACCACCUCCUAUUUGAGAGUCGAUUGUGCACGAGUUAACGCAAGUUUUGACAAUUUCGGGUUGGCCACAUUGCAAAGUUGGCACCUCGUUAUCUGUACUACCACCUCGCCGACCUGGAAAGUGCAAUCAUUUUUCCGUCGGUGCGCAGUUGCUUACAGCCAUUUUCCAUCAGCAUGUUCUCGCUCAUCUGGUCGGGCAGACUCCAGGUAUUCGAAAUACAAAAAGCAUUUGCAUUUCCUAAAUCGGUCGACUUUUUCGCUUGCUCUUGAGGGUCAGAUUCCCUUUCUGUAUCGAUAUUCGUCAAAUGCAGCAUCUACCGUUUGGAAAUAGGCACGAAGCCAGCCACAGACGCCGUGGCCCUUUGAUGAUGAACGAAGGAUAAUGUAUUUACUCGUGCGAGAUACUUGUAUGUAG
Cladophialophora immunda is the source of this 3745-nucleotide messenger RNA. RefSeq lists its product as uncharacterized. Bases 520 to 3174 code for a protein of 884 amino acids. NCBI's taxonomy places the organism in Eukaryota, Fungi, Ascomycota, Eurotiomycetes, Chaetothyriales, Herpotrichiellaceae. The transcript has a single exon. Gene Ontology annotation, molecular function: protein kinase activity; ATP binding. The record is from RefSeq and is a predicted model, not a curated record. Gene Ontology annotation, biological process: protein phosphorylation.